Messenger RNA from Notothenia coriiceps (black rockcod), 3622 nucleotides. It is a transcript of the gene mapk7, whose product is annotated as mitogen-activated protein kinase 7. Gene Ontology annotation, biological process: protein phosphorylation. Bases 96 to 3419 code for a protein of 1107 amino acids. NCBI's taxonomy places the organism in Eukaryota, Metazoa, Chordata, Actinopteri, Perciformes, Nototheniidae. Gene Ontology annotation, molecular function: ATP binding; MAP kinase activity. The record is from RefSeq and is a predicted model, not a curated record. The transcript is spliced from 7 exons.
CUGUACAAGGAAGCGGCAGACAAAAACAAGAGAUAGCAGUACUACUACGGGAUUAAAAACACAAUUACGAAUGUUGUGGGUGUUUCACAAGGAACAUGUCAACUGAGGAGGGAGGAGAAGGAAAAAAUGAUCCGAAUGUGGCCAUGUCACCUGAAAGAAUGGCCACUGAUAAAAGCAGAGAAAUCCAGAACCAGGGUAAUGUCGAGGCAACAGGAGGCCCCGCAGACACCAGCACAGCAGAGAAAAACCUGGCUUUGCUUAAAGCACACUCUCUGGACGUGAAGUUUGACGUUGGAGAGGAGUAUGAUGUCAUAGAAACCAUCGGCACAGGGGCCUAUGGCGUCGUUUCCUCUGCCAGGAGAAGGGACAAUGGCCAGCAGGUGGCGAUAAAGAAGAUCUCCAAUGCUUUUGAAGUGCUGACAAAUGCUAAACGCACACUGCGAGAGCUGAAGAUUCUCAAGCACUUCAAACAUGACAACAUCAUCGCCAUCAAAGACAUCCUGCAGCCUAACCUUCCUCACUCUGCCUUCAAGUCUGUGUACGUGGUGCUGGACCUGAUGGAGAGUGACCUGCACCAGAUCAUACACUCUUGCCAGACGCUCACCUCAGAGCACACGCGCUACUUCCUGUACCAGCUGCUCCGCGGCCUCAAAUAUGUGCACUCUGCCAACGUCAUCCAUCGCGACCUCAAACCCUCCAACCUGUUGGUCAACGAGAACUGUGAGCUGAAAAUUGGAGACUUCGGCAUGGCAAGGGGUCUCAGUUCUCACCCCGAGGAGUCUCACUCCUUCAUGACUGAAUAUGUUGCAACUCGAUGGUACCGUGCUCCUGAACUCCUGCUGUCUCUGAAUCACUACAGCCUGGCUAUUGACAUGUGGUCUGUGGGUUGUAUCUUUGCGGAAAUGUUGGGCCGUAAGCAGAUUUUUCCUGGGAAGCACUAUGUCCACCAGCUCACGCUCAUUUUGGGUGUGUUAGGCACUCCUCCUGAGGGGUUGAUAAGUACUAUUAGAGCCGACAGGGUGCGCUCCUAUGUCCAGAGUCUUCCAUCACGGUCUGCUGUACCGUUGGCCAAACUGUACCCACAAGCUGAACCCGAGGCUUUGGACCUGCUGCUAAACAUGUUGAGCUUCGACCCUCGUGAGAGAAUCAGUGUGACGCAAGCGCUGGAGCAUCCUUACCUGUCAAAGUACCACGACCCGGAUGAUGAGCCAAUAUGCGUGCCAGCUUUUGACUUUGAAUUUGACAAGCUUCAGAUGAACAGGGAACAAAUUAAAGAGGCCAUUCUGAUGGAGAUCCAGGACUUUCAUCAAAACAAACAGGGCUGCCGUCAAAGACUGCAGUUCAGGCCCUUGGCAAGGGCAAACGUCAGAGCAGCAGCACAAAGCAGCAACCAGUGUAACGCUCAGCCCUCUGCUGUUCACCUAAACAAAUCCACACUGGUUCCAAUGGCACAACACCCACAAGCAGCACAGAUUCAACAACAGCAAAUGAGGGAAGUGGAAUCUCAACAGCAACAAGAUCACACACCAGCAGAAGGGAGCCACACAUUUACAACUGGGUCCCUUUUAAAAGCCGCCCCACCUCACUUGACACAUCAUUUGCCUCUACUUUCCAAAAGCGAGAGUGGCCCAGUUGAUGUGGACAUGCCCAGUGCCAACUCAGACAGUGGUCAGCCUGAAACUAUAGAUUUAACAACACCGGUGUCUGGUCAGGAUGCUCUGUCAGAAACAAUGAGAGACAGUGAGGUGCAGGAGCAGCUAACAGGAAGUCAGCCCACGCAGAACCAGAACAUGACCCAGGCUCCCUCAUCUAUUCCAGGAACGCCAGCACAAACCAUGACCCCCCUACCCGCCACUGUGCCUUCCCUAAGUCUCUCCGCGGUUCAGGCCCAGUCUCUGUCUCAGACCCUCUCACAGUCACUGUCUAAGAACGCCCGGCCUCCUCCAGGUGGCGGAGAGGGGACCAGAAAAGAAGGAGCCAUUUCAGAGGAUACGAAAGCUGCUCUUAAAGCGGCUUUAUUGAAAUCAGCUCUCAGAAACAAAGCCAGGGGUGAUGGAGGUACCUCUGCGCUGGGCAUAGACGUUGCCGCAGGAGGAGGUGUAUCAUCCUCCCUGUCUUCAGUUCCAGAUUCGCGUCGGCCCGUCACAGCUCAGGAGCGCCAACGGGAAAGAGAGGAGAAAAGAAAAAAGAGGCAGGAACGAGCACGAGAGAGGGAGAGGAAAAUAAAGGAAAAGGAGAGAAGAGAGGGAAGGCAGGGGGACUCGCUGGGUGGGGUUCUGCUGAGUGACGACGACAAAAGCCUUUUGCAACGUUGGACAAAGAUGAUGGACAGCCGCAAUGAGAAAUCUUACUCUCCUAAUAACGACGGAGCAAAGAACAACGACUGUAAUGUGAACUCCCACCGGGGUGUAGCUAUCGGUGAUCAAACCCAAGGAGCCGUGAACAAUAAGACAGCCAAGGAAGCUAUUAAACAAUUACUCUCACAAGUUAAACCUAACCAGCAGGGCCUGUUUCAGCCUCCCAGCACCCAGCCACCACCCUUACAUUUCUCCUUGAGCCAGAGGAAACCUUCAGCGGACGCGGCCGUUGCUGUAAGCGGAGGGAUGGAUAUAAUGUCGGUCACUAGUGGCUUUGUUAAGAACAACACGCUCAAACCUCACAGCGAGCGCAACGGACAGAGUGGUUUCAGCUGUUUGGGGAAUUGGAACGGGCAGCAUCUCGAGACGAGGCCGCCUCAACAACCACAACCAAACAGGAAACCGCAGCCUCCUCCGUCGAGCUUUCUCCAACCUCAGAUUCAAACCCAGCCUGACCCUCAACCCCACACGCAACUGCUCCCCCUGGAGAGUUUUUUGGCUAAAGCUCAGACAUUAACCAGCAGAGAGACAAAUGGGAAUGUUGAUAUCAGACGCCAGAAUAACCUCAACGCCCACCCGAACCCCUCGACUGCAACCAAUGGUCCGAUGGAGAAGCUGUGUACCUCUAUAGGAGAGAAAUCCAGGACACAGACUACAAACCCUCUCUGUGGGGCUUUAGGGGUCCCCUCACAGCCUCAUCCCAGUUUAGGAUUCACAGACACUGGACAGCAAGGGCCCUCUGUAGCCCCUGACAUCCAUACAGUCACACUGCAGCUCUCAAAGUCCCAGGUGGAGGACGUUUUGCCCCCAGUGUUCUCCGUCACCCCUAAAGGCAGCGGGGCCGGGUACGGUGUGGGUUUUGACCUCGAUGACCUUCUCAACCAGUCUCUCACAGACCUGCAACACUGUGACAGUUACGACUCGGCCCCCCUCUCAGCCUCCCUGCUCUCUGACUGGAGCGAGGUGCACCGCAUGACGCCAGCUGAUCUGGAAUCGCUGCAGCAGGAGUUACAACUCGGCUCUCCCAUGAUCCUCUCUGAUACCAUUCCUCCUGAUGCCUGACCUUCCCUGCCUGGACUUUAUAAGACAACACUUUGAUUUGUGUGAAUGUUCGAUUUUUUAAUAUAGCAUGAAAAUCUUGACUGAAGACUUAUACAGACUAACUUAAAAAGCUAGCUUGUUUUUCUUUUUUUAAAUAUGCACUUUUUGUAUUACCAUAAUGACAUGUUGCGCUCUCUUUCUAAUAAAGAAGUGUCAUCACCUGC